CGCGGCUGCCGCCAUUUUCACCGCUGUCGCGCUCGAGCCUGCUCUCUGCUCUUAAAGGGGCCGCGUCGCCUCUUUAGGGUUUUUUAUUCAGUUUUCCGAGCGCCUCCGCGCCGUCCGGGUGGGUCCGAGCCCCCCCGCCACACUCCGCCGCCGCCAUGAGGGAGAUCGUCCACAUCCAGGCGGGCCAAUGCGGCAACCAGAUCGGCGCCAAGUUCUGGGAGGUGAUCAGUGACGAGCACGGCAUCGACCCCACGGGCACCUACCAUGGGGACAGCGACCUGCAGCUGGACCGCAUCAGCGUCUACUACAACGAGGCCACAGGGGGCAAAUACGUGCCCAGGGCCAUCCUGGUGGAUCUGGAGCCUGGCACGAUGGACUCUGUGCGCUCCGGCCCCUUCGGGCAGAUCUUCAGGCCUGACAACUUCGUGUUUGGCCAAAGCGGUGCCGGCAACAACUGGGCCAAGGGUCACUACACAGAGGGCGCCGAGCUGGUGGACUCUGUGCUGGACGUGGUGCGCAAGGAGGCCGAGAGCUGCGACUGCCUGCAGGGCUUCCAGCUGACCCACUCCCUGGGCGGCGGCACCGGCUCGGGCAUGGGCACGCUGCUGAUCUCCAAGAUCCGCGAGGAGUACCCCGACCGCAUCAUGAACACCUUCAGCGUGGUGCCAUCCCCCAAGGUGUCGGACACGGUGGUGGAGCCCUACAACGCCACGCUGUCCGUGCACCAGCUGGUGGAGAACACGGACGAGACGUACUGCAUCGACAACGAGGCGCUCUACGACAUCUGCUUCCGCACCCUCAAGCUGACCACGCCCACCUACGGCGACCUCAACCACCUGGUGUCGGCCACCAUGAGCGGCGUCACCACCUGCCUGCGCUUCCCCGGGCAGCUCAACGCCGACCUGCGCAAGCUGGCCGUCAACAUGGUGCCCUUCCCGCGGCUGCACUUCUUCAUGCCCGGCUUCGCGCCGCUGACCUCGCGGGGCAGCCAGCAGUACCGCGCCCUCACCGUGCCCGAGCUCACCCAGCAGGUCUUCGACGCCAAGAACAUGAUGGCCGCCUGCGACCCGCGGCACGGCCGCUACCUGACGGUGGCCGCCGUCUUCCGCGGGCGCAUGUCCAUGAAGGAGGUGGACGAGCAGAUGCUCAACGUGCAGAACAAGAACAGCUCCUACUUCGUGGAGUGGAUCCCCAACAACGUGAAGACGGCCGUGUGCGACAUCCCGCCGCGCGGCCUCAAGAUGGCCGUCACCUUCAUCGGCAACAGCACGGCCAUCCAGGAGCUCUUCAAGCGCAUCUCGGAGCAGUUCACGGCCAUGUUCCGGCGCAAGGCCUUCCUGCACUGGUACACGGGCGAGGGCAUGGACGAGAUGGAGUUCACCGAGGCCGAGAGCAACAUGAACGACCUCGUGUCCGAGUACCAGCAGUACCAGGACGCCACGGCCGAGGAGGAGGAGGAUUUCGGCGAGGAGGCCGAAGAGGAGGCCUGAGGGGUUUCUCCAGAGGUCCUGAUCCUCGGCAGUAUUGCUCCUCCCCUUCCCGGUGUGUUGUCCAAGAGAGGCGUCAACCGGUGGGCGGCGCCUUCGGUGUCAUCAUCAUUGUCCUUCAUCAUCGUCAGUGUUGGCCUUGGUCAUCGGCGGCGGCAGCGGAGUCCCCACCCGACCUUCAGCGUUGCCCUCACGGUCUUCAACCUUCAUCAUCGUCGUCCUGGAAGAGUCCCCAGCCUUCAGCAUUGUCCUCAUGGUCCCCAGGCUUCACCGUCACUGCAGAGUCCCCAAUCUUCAUCAUCGUCAUCCUUGAAGAGUCUCCAGUCUUGAUCAUGGUCAGAGCUCCCAACUUCUGUCAUCUUCAUCUUUAAAGAGUUCCCAAUUUUCAGCAGCACUGAAGAGUUCCCAACCUUCAUCAUGGUCGUUCUUGAAGAGUCUCCAGUCUUCAUCACCAUUGAAGAGUUUCCAAUCCUGAUCAUGGUCAGAACUUGCAAUUUCCAUCAUCACUGAAGGGUCCUCAAGGUUCAUCAUAGUCAAGGAGUCUCCAGCGUUCAUCAUCCUUGAAGAGUCCUGAGGGUUCAUCAUCCUCCUCCUCACAGAGCCUGCAGGAGCUCCUGGCCUUCAUCGUGGUCCUUGCAGAGUCUUCGAUCUUCAUCAUCCUCAGCCCUUGGUCUUCAUUGGGGCUGGUCAGUUGGCCUUGACCUUCAUCACAGUCAUCCUCAUCAUGGAAGAGCCUCCAAGAGCUCUUGACCUCCAGCCUCAUCCUGGAAGAGCUGCUGACCUUCAUCAUCAUCAUCAUCACCACCUGUGCCCCUCCCCUGCUGCCACCACGGCCUCGUCCCCUCCCCCGCUCCACUCUGGCACCGUUUCCUCCCUUUUUUGUAAUUUUUCCCAAAUUUUAUUCUUUUUUUCCCAAUUUUUUGGUUCUUUCCCUCUUUCUUUUUGUCAUUUUUCCUCUGUUUUGGUAAAUUUUCCCUCCUUUUUUCCCUCAUUUCAGUCUCAUAAAUUUUUAUCAUUUUUCCUCAUUUUUGGUCAGUUUCUCAAUUUUUAGUCUUUUUUUCCAUUUUUGCAAUUUUUGCUCUUUUUUCCCCCUGUUUUUGCUCACUCUCAGCCCACUUCCAUUCCUUUUUCCCAACUUUUGGAUCCUUUCAGUUUUUGGUUGAUUUUCCCUAUUUUUGCUCAUAUUUUUUACCCUUUUUUCUCCAUUUUGGGUUCGUAUUCCUCAAUUUCUGUUCAUUUUUUUCCCAAUUUCUGUUCAUUUCUCCCCAUUUUUUGCCCGUUUCUCCCCAUUUUUUAUUUGUUUUUCCCCAUUUUUGUCUGUUUUUCCCCAUUUUUGUCCGUUUCCCCAUUUCCCCCCCGUUUGUCCCCGAUCCCGUCGCCGUUCCCGCUGUCCGGUCGCGCUCUCCCGUUUUUGGAUGGUUUUGUUUUUUUCCCGUUUCUUUCGUUUUUCAUAUUGAAAAGUCGCCCCCGGGUCCGGAAUAAACUCGGGAUGGAAAAGCCA
Messenger RNA from Passer domesticus (house sparrow), 2988 nucleotides. It is a transcript of the gene TUBB, whose product is annotated as tubulin beta class I. Lineage: Eukaryota; Metazoa; Chordata; Aves; Passeriformes; Passeridae. The record is from RefSeq and is a predicted model, not a curated record. Gene Ontology annotation, cellular component: cytoplasm; microtubule. The transcript has 4 exons. Gene Ontology annotation, molecular function: GTP binding; GTPase activity; structural constituent of cytoskeleton. Gene Ontology annotation, biological process: mitotic cell cycle; microtubule cytoskeleton organization. The coding region runs from base 156 to 1490 and encodes 444 amino acids.